GCAAAUUAAGUGUAUAAAACCAAUAGACCCAUGGUGAGGUUGGAGGGACAAGUGUCACAUUUACAGAUCAUAGUAUUUUACUCACAGUCCACCAUGGAAGCUGCUAUCACCACACUAGUGUCCCACUUCAAGACUUCUGCCGGGAAGGAUGGAUCAGCCUGUACUCUGAGCAAAGACGAGCUUCAAAACUUGGUUAGCACCCAACUCCCAAACUUUGUCAAGCUAAGCUCUGAACCUGGGGCUAUAGACCAGCUCAUGAGGUCCCUGGAUCAAGACAACAACGGGGAACUGACCUUUACUGAGUUUUGGCAAUUUAUUGGAAAGUUAGCCUGCAAGGAAGGAGGUUUCAACUAGACUGUUUCCUUUUUACUAGGUUAUCCAUUGAUGAUUUUAUGGAAAUUUGGAAUAAAGCCAAUAUUGUCCCUCA
Molecule: messenger RNA, 427 nt
Organism: Periophthalmus magnuspinnatus
Lineage: Eukaryota; Metazoa; Chordata; Actinopteri; Gobiiformes; Gobiidae
Product: protein S100-A13
Exons: 3
Coding region: 31-354 (107 amino acids)
Cellular component (GO): perinuclear region of cytoplasm
Molecular function (GO): calcium ion binding; transition metal ion binding
Source: RefSeq, a predicted model, not a curated record